GUAACAACUGAACACAGCGCCGGUUAUUAUUUUGUAUCUCAAACUAUGUUCGUAAAAAUAUGUCAAAAAAUAACAUAUGACAAAGAUAAAAAUUAUCUUAAGCACUAAACGUCAAAAUCAGUCAGGUGACAAAAUUGAAGAAAUAUUUAAAGAAAAUAUUCUAAACAAUCCAAUGUUAAAUCAAAAAAUCGGAAAAAGUUUCUACAAUGCACAACAUAGAAUAUUAGAUCACAGAGUUUUUGUCAAUGGUGAAAUUGAAAAUUUUUUAAAUAAUUUUGAGAUUAAACGUAACGACAUUGAAGUGGAAACACUAUUCAAGUUAACAGAAACUGUAGGUGAACUUAAGUACGAUUUAUCUGAUCGUUGCAUUUCAUUGGGAACGGCGAAUCUUAAUCAAAUAUCAACAGAUAUAAAAGAUUUAUUAAGCGGUGUUGAACUGUUUUUAAAAUCAACAAAUAUUGAAAAGCCGCCGGGUGAUUUCUUAGCAGAGUCUCGCAAGCAGAGACAACAGAUAAAGGAUAACUUUUGCAACGAUCUUAAACACGGAUUUACACGCAUUGAUAACUCUUUUGAACAGAAGGAGGAAGAAAUUGCAGAACUCUACUCCGAUCUGCAAUUAAAGUUAAAUAUAACAAAGUAAAUUCUAUAUACCAAAAAAAAA
Messenger RNA from Teleopsis dalmanni, 661 nucleotides. RefSeq names its product biogenesis of lysosome-related organelles complex 1 subunit 5 (gene Muted). The record is from RefSeq and is a predicted model, not a curated record. The coding region runs from base 77 to 640 and encodes 187 amino acids. Gene Ontology annotation, cellular component: transport vesicle; BLOC-1 complex. The transcript has 4 exons. Lineage: Eukaryota; Metazoa; Arthropoda; Insecta; Diptera; Diopsidae.